This is a messenger RNA of Talaromyces atroroseus, 1491 nucleotides long. RefSeq lists its product as hypothetical. The transcript is spliced from 6 exons. The coding region runs from base 1 to 1491 and encodes 496 amino acids. The record is from RefSeq and is a predicted model, not a curated record. Gene Ontology annotation, molecular function: oxidoreductase activity. Lineage: Eukaryota; Fungi; Ascomycota; Eurotiomycetes; Eurotiales; Trichocomaceae.
AUGGCUACUGCGACCACCAUCAAGCUGUCCACGGCAGACGCCGGCGUUUUCUCUCGCAACGCGAGAGAAGAUUCGGCCAAACUCGCUAGUGAGCUCCUACAGAAAAACGAGCAGGAGCAUCACAUCUUCUUCAAUGAAAGUAGAUUCCAUAGUAAAGAAGAACACUAUGGUAACUUUCUCGUCUUCUUCCAGCAAGAACUCGACAUCAAAGGCGUAGCGACGACACUUGAAGAGCACAUAUUUGCUGAGGACGAACAUGCAGAUGAUUUACGCGGUCGACUGUUUUCAGGAUUAAUCCACCCUAUGAUUCAUCUCGGUUUUGGCAUCGAGUUCAAUCAACCAGCUAUUAUUGCGGAAGCCCUUGCCCAGGCUGCGGUGCACGAAGCAUGGAUAGGCCCCUUUCUACAGAGCAUAGAAGACGCCGCAGGCGGCGUUGGGACCAAGCCUGGCAAAACCCUUACCCAGCUAAUACAUGAAAUUGGCCAAGACGAGGAACUCCUUUCCAGUGUCCAUUGGGGUGACGAUAGCUACAUCAGAUCGGGAGUCUUGAAGCGUGCCCCGGAGAGAAUGAGACAUUAUUGCAAGCAAUAUACAGUAUCGCCCGAGACUAUGGCGGAACAAUUGAGCGAGAUGGUCAAUGCUCUAGUUUAUUGUGCUGCUGCCGCCCAGCAUCCACCAAAUUUAGUCAAAUAUGAUUUCAUUACCAUACAUGCUGUGAAUUGUUCCAUUUUCUUCUCAUCAAUUCUCACUCGGCCCUGGAUAAGUACGCGCGCAAAAGUCCGCUUGCUUGAGUGGAAGGGGCGCAUGGAUCUUAUCUUAUAUACCUCCCGUCACAGUCCUCGCCUUGACAUGAACGAAAUAAACAGCUACCCAAUUAGUAAAAAGACUUGGGAUGAGAUUUUCCGUGCCGGUAACAGCCACCAGAAUGACGAUGGACACCUUGUCAAGCUUAUUCGGGCUAUAGCACAUGGUCAACAAAUCAGCAAGGCAGAGGAUUUGAUGAUGAAGGGCGAUGCAUGGCUCAAAGCUGGAAACAUGGCCAUCGAUGCCACGGCCUCCACACCUAGAUGGAUCUUUGGAAGCGGCUUUGAAGAACCAUGGGCAGGGAUUGGGAAACCUAAGGAUAGUGAGUUUUACAUAGGCAACACAAAGGCUGCAAAGAAAGCUAGCGAUAUGUUGUUGCAAAAUUUCGGUACUAACAUUCAGUCCAUCAACUAUCCAACUGUGCCUGUUGGUCAAGACCGACUUAGAACCACACCCACGCCAGGUCAUAGUCGGGCGCUCGGAGACGAACUUACUAAGGCUCUGGGUUCUGUCUGGGAUGAACUUGGCCUUAAGAGGAAGUCAGACGGGCUAUUCUUGCAAGGAGUCGACCCUGAUAUUCUCGUUGCCUUUAACUGUCCUCAAUCUCUAAAUAAACCACUUUUCGGUCAUGAUGCCAUUUCUGGAGGGAAGGUAGAAGAAACACUUAGGGUUGAAGCCGCUGCAUAG